Erinaceus europaeus (western European hedgehog) is the source of this 4756-nucleotide messenger RNA. It is a transcript of the gene SPRY4, whose product is annotated as sprouty RTK signaling antagonist 4. The transcript is spliced from 2 exons. Gene Ontology annotation, biological process: negative regulation of fibroblast growth factor receptor signaling pathway; animal organ development; multicellular organism development. NCBI's taxonomy places the organism in Eukaryota, Metazoa, Chordata, Mammalia, Eulipotyphla, Erinaceidae. Gene Ontology annotation, cellular component: membrane; cytosol. The coding region runs from base 207 to 1112 and encodes 301 amino acids. The record is from RefSeq and is a predicted model, not a curated record.
GCCGAGGCAGCAAGAGGAGCUGACAGCGCGGAACUGGCGCUGCGGAGCGCUGGGAGCCGUGCCGGUUCCUCCGGCCGGCGUCUGCGGGUUCAGCAGCGUCUGACCGGCUCGAAUUCGGGAAUUUAAAUAGACGUGGAGCUAUGCUUGUGACUCCGCGGCUCCUCAAAGGCCCUUAGACGCCUGCUUUCUUACUGCAGCCCAGGACCAUGGAGCCCCCUAUCCCACAGACCGCCCCCUUGACUCCCAGCUCAGUCAUGGUCCAGCCCCUCCUGGAUAGCCGAAUGUCUCACAGCCGGCUCCAGCACCCCCUGACCAUCCUGCCCAUUGACCAGAUGAAGACCAGCCAUGUGGAGAAUGACUACAUAGACAACCCUGGCCUGGUGCCCCCCACUGGCCCUAAGCGGACCCGGGGUGGGGCUCCUGAGUUGGCCCUGACACCCGCCCGCUGUGACCAGGACAUCACCCACCACUGGAUCUCCUUCAGUGGGCGCCCCAGCUCUGUCAGCAGCAGCAGCAGCACAUCCUCUGACCAGCGGCUCUUAGACCACAUGGCACCGCCUCCUGUGGCUGACCAAGCCUCCCCGAGGGCCGUGCGCAUCCAGCCCAAGGCCAUCCACUGCAAGCCGCUGGACCUCAAGGGCCCGGUGACCACGCUGCCCCCAGAGCUAGAUAAGCACUUCUUGCUGUGCGAGGCCUGUGGGAAGUGUAAGUGCAAGGAGUGUGCAUCCCCUCGGACGUUGCCUUCCUGCUGGGUCUGCAACCAGGAGUGCCUGUGCUCGGCCCAGACCCUGGUCAACUACGGCACCUGCAUGUGCCUGGUGCAGGGCAUCUUCUACCACUGUACCAACGAGGACGAUGAGGGCUCCUGCGCUGACCACCCUUGCUCCUGCUCCCGCUCAAACUGCUGCGCCCGCUGGUCUUUCAUGGGCGCCCUGUCCCUGGUGCUGCCCUGCCUGCUCUGCUAUCUGCCCGCCACUGGCUGCGUGAAGCUGGCCCAGCGCGGUUAUGACCAUCUGCGACGUCCUGGGUGCCGCUGCAGGCACACGAACAGCGUCAUCUGCAAGGCAGCUUCUGGGGAUGCCAAGGCCAGCAGACCUGACAAGCCUUUCUGAUGCUUGGGUCCAGGCACUCAUGCUCUCACCCCCUGGAACCUGGCCACCUUCUGACACCUAAGAAGACUUGCAGGGAGUCCUGAGGUCUGAACUUCCUGCAGCUCAUCUUGCUGGGCACUCACUCAACUCCCUGUCACCCCAAUGUCAGGGAAGAAAUGAGAGACCACCAAGGUCUGCCUUCUUCUCUCCCCUAAAAAAGAUGAAGAAGCAACUUUGGGUUUGUUUUUCAGGGUGCUGGAACUUUGUGUCAAACAGACAGUGGAAGGGGGGUGUGGUGUAGCCAGGGUGGGGGACAGAUCUUUCUCUUUUUUGGAGGACAGAACACAGAUGUGGACACAAACCCGGAAGUUGCACCUGCUUGAAUACUUCUUAGUCCCCCCCCCCCCCAUCUUCCUUUCUCCUUGGCUGCCUGGGAGAAAUCACUUGAGUGGUCAGGGGACUUUUGAAGAAGAUCCUUGGAGUCUUGAUGUCUUUACCUUCUUCUCCCCCCUCCACCUCAGUUGGUCCCUGCCUGACACCUAACAGGGACCAUGUAGACUCUGGCGGCCCCUGUUGUAUAUACUGAGAACAGAGGGUAGCCAGUGAGUCCCUGCUUCCCUUGCUCUGCCUCCCCAGAGCCACGGACAGUACAGUUCUCCUUUCCAGCUUCACUGCUAACUCUUGGGGGGAAAGGGUGUUUCACUCACAACACCGACUUUCGGUUCUUAACUGAGUCACAGACUCUCCUGCCCGCUGCAUGUCCCGAGUUCUCUCCACUCAGAUCCUUUCCAGAAACUUGAUGAUGGGUAGAGAAGUCCGGGGCAGCAAAUGUGAGACCAAAUACCAUUUUUGCCAAUGAGUCUGAAGCUGUGGUCUCUGGAUCCAGUCAUUAUGUUUUUAUAGAUUAAUUAAACCAGAUGCUAACGAUGUUAUAAAGAAAAAAGAAAUAAUGAAACACACUUGCUUCCUUUUGGGCCACCCCCCAGGAAGGGCUGAUUUUAAAAUCUGGGGGGGGGCGUGCGGCCUCAAGGAACACAAUCCCUCCCCACCAAGAACAGGAUUUUAACAGCAAAGAGGAGAGGCAGCACCUCCCAUUGGCAGAGUGACAGCUGAUCCUAGCUGGGGGUGGGUUCCUUCUCUUCUGAUGCUGCUGCUUGCUGUCAUAGCCUUUUAUGUACAGUGAUGUGUCUGUGUCUUUAAUGUAAAUAGAUUAUGAAAAAAGAGUCUAUUCCAGUGUUAGGAAGGCCCUGGUGGGGGAGUCAGGAGAGUGUGGGUGGGUGGGGGCGAUUUUCCAGGGGCUGGCUCCUCAUGGUUGAGCCUUGCUUUUGUGCGUAGCCCCACUCCCCCCACCCCCCUCUAGGCAGCCCUCAAAGUAGCAACUCUCUCUCUCUCAAGGUGCUAAAGGACUCAGAAAGUGCAGCGUCCGUCCAGUGGGUAGGUACUUAUUGCAUGCAAAAGCUGUAGUGUGUCUGGUCCUUCCUCCCCAGCUAUUGUGAGGGAGUUUUUGUUUUGUGUGGUAUUUUGUGUUACCCCCUCUAACAAGAGGAAGCAGCCUGGGUCAGAAGAGCUACCCCAGGUGAGAUGGGAAGUGCAUGGCGUGAAGUGUUGGUAGCAUUUCCAGUUUGUCUGUAGAGGCUGAAUUGCUUCCCGGAAGGAGGCAAGUAGCUGUGGUUGGUAUGCACCCAAUGCUUCUCAAGGAGUUUUUUUUUCCUUUCCUUCUGGAAGACUAGUAGUAAUAUCUUAUGAUUUAGCGUAAGUUAAUUGUAACCAUAGGUAUUUAUUGAUUGGAAGACAGAAGGGGGAGGUUCUUAUUAUUUUAGGAUUUAUUUAUAUAACAUUUUGCUAGCUUGUAAAAGGCAAAUAUGAAACAUUGCAUCUGCAUUUUCUAAGGCUGAUUCACCUAGCUGCCCUUGCUACAGUCAGCGAAUGGUCUUGCACAAAUCUGAAGGAAUGGUAGGGAAGAAAACACAUUCAGCCAACCACUUAUACUAAUUGAAUGUAUCAGCUAUGUGCUGAAAGGGACUGGAGAGGUUUUCUUCAGAGUAGGUGUGCAGAGGUCUUCCCCUUCCCCCAAAUGAGAGGACAUUCAUCUACUCUUGGGGUGGGGUGAGGGGGUCUUCAGAACUUUCCCCAGAGCCCCUUCCUCAAGUGUCUCUCUAUGGGAAACUUGACCUAGUGGCAAGCUGCACUUUGGUGAUCUUGGUGUUCUAUGCGCUGGUUCUGUGGAGAAUUGAUUUACAUAAGCUGUGUAUUAUACACAACACACACACCCCUCUACCCUACACUGAUCCUCUGUCUACAUAGACCCUGUUUCUUGGCAGACAGCCUCCUGAACCCUGCCUUUUUGUGUACAUAGUUGUAAACAUGGAUUUUUUUUCUGGGGUUUGGUUUUUUUCUGGCUCCCACUACCCCCAUUUUGGCUUGUUCUUUGGUUUGCGCUCAUCCUUUUAGAUGGAUGUCUGCAGAGCGGUGCCCCGUGUGCUCAGUGGGAAGGCGUGAAGCAGUGUGGGUUCCCUCAGUUCUGUGGUGUUGGCCUUCCCUCUGCAUGUUUUCUUCUCAGCUUCUUGGCAAAGAAAACUGGCUCAUCCAUGGAUGCCAGGGGCCAGUCAAGGGCCACUGAGGUACCAAGCUCUCAGAAACAUAACACAUAACUGUGGCUGACUAUGCUUCCUGUCACCAGUGACUUGCCUGGUGGGACUGACAAGAAAAACACAUCACUUUUCCUAUGCCUCAUCUUGACCCUUUUUGGAAAGUGCCCGCUGGUUCCACUUCUAGUCAGCUUGCAGUGGUUUGUAGUUCUGCUUGAAUCAGAAGUGGGGCGCAUAAACCUGGAUUCAGGACAUUUCUUCUUUGUACCCUCCCCUUGGUUGUUUGAACAGCCAAGACCACAGCAGGAACUCUGGUACCUGGGUUGAAGACCAACUGUAGCAGUUGCUACAGGCCCCUGUGCAACUGAGAGAUGGAAGACCUUCAUGAGAUUCCUGUGAUUCUUCGGGCAUUUUAGAGCCUGUACAGCCUAUUGUAUAUCAAGUGAGGCCCCAGUAGGAAAUGACUUGGCCAAGGUGACACAGCUUGGAAAAGGAAUGGUGGGGAACGGCAGCCAGGCUUCCUCACCGUGAAGCUCCAUAUUCUUCAGGCUGCUCCAGAAGAUGCUGGAGCAGGUGUGGGCAGCACAUGUUUGCACUGUACAAAUGCACUGGGGCAUCCCUUGAUGUUCACCAGCCUUCUGGUUCAUGCCCUUGGUAAGCUUUCUCAUGCCCUCUGCUUACUGUGACUGUUGAUGGCAAGUCUUGGCGCUGCUAUCUUUGUUUGCUGUGGGUGACUAUGUGAUGUCUCAUCUUGCUUUCUCUUCUUACUGCCCCACAGUUUGGUGUCGUGUUACAAAACAAAAGCUGUUCAAGGUCCCCCACGCCUCUGCAUUCCUAUUUCAUUUCCCCCUGUCACUGUAGCCCCCUUCUCACCCACCCCACAACAAAAGUUACCACAGAAGGUUUCCUUUGUAUAGAAUAUUUAUUUUGAAGCUCUAUUUUAAUAGUAUUUAUUUUAGAAAGUCUACUAUUGUAAGAGUUCUUCUGUUUGUGAAGAAAAAAACAAGUUAAAAACUGAAUGUACUGAUCUAGAAAAUAUAUAUAAAUAUAUAUUGUUAAAUAUACACAGGACUGCCA